AUGACGAGACUCGGUCCAUUGACCGCGCAGGCCCUAGGCCGCUCGCCAUUUGACGAUGUGGUCGACGGCGAAGGCGAAGAUGACCCACAUGCGCCGACCCAGCAGUACGAUAACCGCGGACGGCCGGUCAACCCCGAGACGAAACGGAUGAACCGCGACAUGGUGCGAUCCCACAACGAGGUGAUGCAGGUCAUUGGCGUCGCCGAGCCGGACAACACGCCCACCACCGCCGAGGUCGACUCCGUGCGACGAUACUUCAACUACGAGGAUGCGGUGGGCACGCGGCUGCUGCGGUUCGGGCGCGCGCUGGAGAUUGCCGGUGUCUGGGGUAUUAACGGCAUGCGACUGCGCAUUCUCCUGUACAGGCGGUACGCCGACAUUUCCUUCUUCGAGCUCUUCCAGCACGAGCGGAGCCAGCGGUCGAUAUCGUCCGCUCUCAUGACGGGUCUGCCGACGUUCCUCAGCGGCCAUGUCUUUAAGAUGGCCACUUACUGGUUCUACCCCUACCCGAGGAAGAACAAGUUUGUCAACACCGCCCUGUCGUACAUCAGGGUGCACCUGCAGCUGUAUGUCUUUCUCCAGAGGCUGGACAUCAUUCCCUCUGCGAGAUGGUUCCCUUCUUUGAGCUUCUUCAUCCCGGGCUCGCCCUCGUCACCCAUUGCAGCGCCGGCGCCGCCAAAGGACUUUAGCCCAUCAUCGCUGGUGCAAUACGCCGGCGCGUGGUGUGUGAACUCGAUCCCCUUUAUUUCGUACGUCAUCUGGGGUCAGAUCUGGACCGAAGUCACGGGUCACCUGUGGCAGGAGUUCUACGGACGACUGCCGAAUACCGUCCACCACCGGAAACCUCCACCGCCGCCGCCUCCACUACCGCCGGUGACGAUUCCGGAGACGCCGGAGCCGGUUCCCGACGUAGACCGUCAACAGCCCGAACCUCUCUCUGAGCUGAGGGGUGAGGACAUCCUCGAGGACAUUCCCCCGGAAGCGGAACCUAGCGACACACCGCCCGUCCAGGCAGUUCGCCGACCAAGCGCCUUCUCAGCUAGGGGCGACGACUACGGCAGUGACGACGAAGAGGACGGCGGCGUCAGUGCAACGCUCAUCAGUUUCGACGUGGAAGCAACUGACUCAACCGAUGCGCCUCCCGGGCUUUGGUCCGCCGAGUUGCGACCAAGCACGGGGCCGGAUUCUGGGUACGGCGCCUCCAUCCAGUACAUGGACACCAUGUUGACCAGACUGCCGGCGUGUCUUGCGUCGGACAUCUUCACCGUGAUCUCGGGCUACGUCCUGGUCUCGCCGUACGAAGCCGUCGCGCUGCGUCUGGUGGCGAGGUCCUACCGCGAGAGGAUGGGCCUGCCCACCUUUGACAUCCACGAUACCAACAUCUUUAGCGGCAUGACGCUGCGGGGCGUGACCAACUUCCUCGGGCUGGAAUUUUUGCACUUGGUGAUUGCGGGUGAGCUGUGGGCUCUCAUCACGGGCCUCGCGCAGUGGUUCCACAUCACGGAGGAGGAGUGGAAGCUGUGGAAUGAGAUUGAGGAGGCCGAGGCUGCGGAGGAACGGAGGCGUCGGGGGCAGAUUUAA
Colletotrichum phormii is the source of this 1581-nucleotide messenger RNA. RefSeq lists its product as uncharacterized. The transcript has 2 exons. The coding region runs from base 1 to 1581 and encodes 526 amino acids. The record is from RefSeq and is a predicted model, not a curated record. Lineage: Eukaryota; Fungi; Ascomycota; Sordariomycetes; Glomerellales; Glomerellaceae.